Messenger RNA from Pezoporus flaviventris, 2578 nucleotides. RefSeq names its product distal-less homeobox 1 (gene DLX1). Bases 370 to 1137 code for a protein of 255 amino acids. Gene Ontology annotation, molecular function: DNA-binding transcription factor activity, RNA polymerase II-specific; RNA polymerase II cis-regulatory region sequence-specific DNA binding. Lineage: Eukaryota; Metazoa; Chordata; Aves; Psittaciformes; Psittacidae. Gene Ontology annotation, biological process: cell differentiation; negative regulation of transcription by RNA polymerase II; embryo development. The record is from RefSeq and is a predicted model, not a curated record. The transcript has 3 exons.
GUCGGGGCGUGCGGCCGGCGAGCGGGGACGCGCGGCGCUGGCAGCCCGGCUCUCCGCGCUCACCGGGGUCCGGGCGAGCCCCGAGCGCCUUGGACCAAUCCAAAGCGAUUAUGCAAGACGGCGGACCAAUCAGCUCCGCCAGCUCAUGAAUAUUCAUAGGCUUGGCUGAGUCAAAGCUUUUAGGCGAGUUUGUGUAGAUCUACAGCAUCAUGCUUAGACUUUUCAAAGAGACAAACUCCAUUUUCUUAUGAAUGGAAAGUGAAAAACCCUGUUCCGCUUAAAUUGGGUUCUUUCCUGUCCUGAGAAACACAACAGACCCCAAAAAGGCAAGCUGAAGAGAGAACACACACACAGACCAAGCGACAAGAAAUGACCAUGACUACCAUGCCAGAGAGUCUAAAUAGCCCCGUCUCAGGGAAGGCUGUCUUUAUGGAGUUUGGGCCGCCCAGCCAGCAAAUGUCUCCUUCUCCCAUGUCCCACGGACACUAUUCCAUGCACUGUUUACACUCCGCGGGCCACUCUCAGCCUGACAGCUCGUACAGCACAGCUUCGUCCUUCUCCCGACCGCUGGGCUACCCCUAUGUGAACUCGGUCAGCAGCCACUCCAGCAACCCCUACAUCAGUUCAGUGCAGUCCUACCCCAACAGCUCCAGCCUGACUCAGACCCGGUUAGAGGAGACAGGGGCCGAAUCCGAGAAAAGCACUGUGGUGGAAGGAGGGGAAGUUCGCUUUAAUGGGAAAGGGAAAAAAAUACGCAAACCCAGGACUAUUUAUUCCAGUUUGCAGCUACAGGCUUUGAACAGGAGGUUCCAGCAAACUCAGUACCUGGCUCUCCCCGAAAGAGCAGAGCUCGCAGCAUCUCUGGGACUCACCCAGACACAGGUGAAGAUUUGGUUUCAGAACAAGCGCUCCAAAUUCAAGAAGCUGAUGAAGCAAGGAGGGGCCGCCCUGGAGAGCAGCGCCUUGACCAACGGCAGGGCUCUCUCCGGCAGCUCGCCACCGGUGCCCCCGGUGUGGAAUACCACCUCCGCCUCCGGUAAGGCCUCGUCGGGCACCCCGGGUACCUACAUCCCCAGCUACACGUCGUGGUAUCCUUCGGCCCACCAAGAAGCUAUGCAGCAGCCGCAGCUGAUGUGAUUAUAAACGCGUUUUCCCCUACUGCAAGCACCAUCGAUCCCGAAAAGAUUUCGCAAUCAUUAUGGAAAAAAUAAUUAAAAAAAAUAAAAAAGAGAGAAAUUAAGAAAAAAAUAAAAGGAAAGGGGAAAAUGAGGAAAAAAAUAAUAACAGGGGAAAGAGAGAGAGGACAAAAACACAAAGGAAACCCAAGCGAACAACCAAGCAGGAGGUCUCUUGCCCGUCCAGCCGCCGGGAUGCUGCCCCGCAGCCCGGGUGCGGGAGCGCACAGCUGCGAUGCGGCCGGUUCCCAGCGCUGACAGCUGCCGGGCGGCCCCGGGCACCGACCGCGCACCAGCCCGAGAGCACCGCGAGCGGCGGCCGCGGCUUUGUGGGACAAUCGGAAAAAGAUGUUUGAGAGGGGGGAAGCCCUCUCCUCUGUCCUGUCUGUCUGUCUGUGUCUGUUGAAAUGUAGGUCAUUUAUUUGCUACUCCGCUCUGACGGUCUCUUCAAUUGCAAGGGGGAAAGAAGCUGUACAAUGUCCAGAGCUUCUUUCCCUCGACGUUUUCUGUACCUUUCACUCUCCAUCUGUAUAUUUUUUGUUGUUGUUAAAAGGGGAAGACAGGGGUUUUAUUUAUUGAUUUAAAUUACCACUAUGAGAGCGCCAGAAACAAACUCAGCUCGCUGAGUGCACUGCUCGGACGGACGCACCAUUUACCACACUCGGCCCCCGAUUCCCCCUCCCCCCAAUAAACCACCUCGAAAGAAGGCGCGAUUUUUAACUUUUACAAGAACUUUUCUACUUCGCUGCUGUGGAGGGGCUGGCGCCCAACGGUUUGCAUCUCUCGCGUAUUCAACAAAGGGAAUACAUGCGCGUUGUUUGCUGCUCGGAAGUGGAGCCGCAGCAGCUGCCGAGCGCGGUGCCGAGGUGAAGCAAGGCGCGGAGAACGGAACGAGAGCCCCGAGAGCGGCGACGGCGGGUGGAGGUGUCCCGCCAGGCGGGCGGGAGCACCCGCGCAGCUCCGCGCAGCCCCGGCCAGGCUUCUCCGCGCAAAGAUGUCCCGAAGUCUAAAUGCACAAACCGACGUGCAGGAGCUACUCGCUGUACAUAUUUUAUUCAUUAUUAUUAUUAUUAUUAAUAUUAUUAUUAUGUAAACAUGUUGCACAAAUUUAGCCUUUUUUUAAUUAUUAUUAUAAUUUCCGUUUCGUGUGGCUGUAAAACAUGAUGCUUUGUGUACUGAGAUCUUGACAUUUUACUUGUGAAACUCGGAAGAUGUGAUAAACUGAGCUCGGCUGUGUUUAGUGUUCUAUAUGUCAAAGUUUAGUUUUAUAUUGAGAAUGUUAACUUAUUGCUUUGUAUCUGGGGAAAGAAAGAAAAACAAAAACAAAACCGAAAAACACACAAAUCUUUGUACAUAAGUUAUAAAGUUUCUCUGAGACAGUAAAAUUAUGGUUUGGCAAAAGA